CUAUCGAAUACAUCCCAUCACUGUGCGUCGUUUACCAGAGUUUUCAAUAUAGGAUUUUCGGCGUGGAAAACUGCUAAAAUAAGUGGAAAAAGAGUUUAAAAAGUGCAAAACAAUGAACACACUUGGUCCUAAAAAGGACGGAAGUCCGAAUAUUGACUUUUUUCAGUCUCCGGAGACGCUACAGGGCUUCGAAUCCAUCCGACAUUGGCUGCAGAAGAACUGCAAAAAGUAUCUGGCCCACAGUUCGGAGCCCAUUACUAAGGAGUCUCUGGCCCAGUUGCUCAUACAAUUCCUGCAGUAUGUGGAGGCUAAGCUCGGCAAGAAUUCGGCGGAGCCGCCGGCGACAAGAAUUCCGAUGCGUUGCUUCCUGGACUUCAAGAGCGGUGGCGGACUCUGUAUAAUCUUCUCGACCAUGUUCCGGUUUCGGGCCGAGCAGCGCGGCAAGAAGUUCGACUUCUCCAUUGGCAAGAACCCAUCACGGAAGGAUCCAAACAUUCAGCUGCUGAUCGAGAUCGAGCAGGCCCUGGUCGAGGCGGAUCUGUAUCGCAUUCCCUACAUCUACAUUCGCCCGGAGAUCGAGAAGGUCUUCGAGAGUAGGCUGCGUGAAAUCCUGGACAACCGUCGCGUCGAGAUCGUAACCGACGAGGAGGACGCCACCCACAUUGUCUACCCCAUUGUGGACCCACAUCCGGAUGAGUAUGCCCGACCCAUCUUCAAGCGAGGCGGUCAUGUCAUGCUGCAUUGGUACUACUUCCCGGAAUCGUACGACUCCUGGGCUGUUAACAACUUCGAUCUGCCGGAAAAUAUUCCGGAGAAUCCCGAGUCGCCGGCAGAGCGUUGGCGCGUAUCUGCCUCCUGGAUUUUGGAUCUAGAGCAGUACAACGAAUGGAUGGCCGAGGAGGACUACGAGGUGGACGAACAGGGCAAGAAGAAGACGCACAAGCAGCGCAUGUCCAUUGACGACAUCAUGUCCUUCGGGGACGAGAAGAAGAAACCGGCUGCCAGCUCCGGAGGCAAGCAGAAGCGAAGGCGUUCUCCAUCGCCGUCCGCCUCGGCUUCCACCUCAAAGCCAGGCAAACGCAAGCGGUCCCCAGCCGUGGUUCAUAAGAAGUCGCGGAACGACGACGAAGACGAGGAUCUGACACGGGAUCUGGAUGACCCACCGGCCGAGCCAAAUGUUCAGGAAGUGCACAAGGCAAAUACAGCGCUACAGUCAACAGCUAGUCCGGCUCCUGGCGGAAAAUCCCGAGGAGAUAACGAUAUGAUGCCCAUAAAGGGUGGCACCAUGACCGACUUGGAUGAUGAAAUGACAGGCGGAAGUGCCGCCCAGGCCAUGUCCACGGGCGAUGGCGACAAUUCCCAAACUGGAAAAACAAGCGACAACAGCAACACGCAGGAGUUCUCAUCCUCAGCUAAGGAAGACAUGGAGGACAAUGUGACCGAGCAGACGCACCACAUCAUAGUGCCCUCGUACUCGGCCUGGUUCGACUACAACUCGAUCCAUGUUAUUGAGAAGCGAGCCAUGCCAGAGUUCUUCAACAGCAAGAACAAGUCCAAGACACCGGAAAUCUACAUGGCAUACAGGAACUUUAUGAUAGAUACCUACAGGUUGAAUCCAACCGAGUACUUGACCAGCACUGCCUGCAGAAGAAACCUGGCUGGUGACGUGUGCGCCAUCAUGAGGGUUCACGCCUUCCUCGAGCAGUGGGGCCUCAUCAACUACCAGAUCGACGCCGAUCUGCGUCCCACGCCAAUGGGACCGCCACCGACCUCACACUUUCAUAUACUCUCCGAUACUCCAUCUGGGCUGCAGGCCAUUAAUCCCCAGAAGACCCAACAGCCGUCGGCGGCCAAGACUUUGUUGGAUCUGGACAAGAAACCGCUUGGCAAGGACUCUGAGCUGGUGGACAAGAUCAAAACCGAGGCGCUUGAGAACGGGGCUGCCGGAGGACUGAGCUCUGGGGUGAGCCAGUUUGGUCUGAAGCUGGACCAGUAUGCUAAGAAGCCGGCGGCUAUGCGAAAUCGCACGGCGGCCAGCAUGGCCCGUGAAUGGACAGACCAGGAGACGCUGUUGCUCCUCGAGGGCCUCGAGAUGCACAAGGAUGACUGGAACAAGGUCUGCGAGCAUGUGGGCUCUCGAACUCAGGACGAGUGCAUUCUGCACUUCCUCCGGCUGCCCAUUGAGGAUCCGUAUCUGGAGGACGAUGGUGGUUUCCUCGGACCACUGGGAUGUCAGCCCAUUCCGUUCAGCAAGAGCGGCAAUCCCAUUAUGUCCACAGUAGCCUUCCUGGCCUCGGUUGUGGAUCCCAGAGUAGCAGCUGCGGCCGCUAAAGCUGCCAUGGAGGAGUUUGCUGCCAUUAAGGAUGAAGUGCCUGCCACUAUAAUGGACAACCACAUGAAGAACGUUGAGAAGGCAUCGGCCGGAGGGAAGUUUAAUCCAAACUUUGGUUUGGCCAACAGCGGUAUCGCUGGCACUGGAAACGACAAAGAAGAGGAGGAGGGCAAGGAAGGAGGCGCCGCCUCCACGGCACCUGCAGGCACAGACGAGGAAAUGAAAGAUUUAAGCAAGAAAGACGACGAUGCCAAGUCCAAAGACAAGACGAAAUCGGAUAAGACCAACACGAACACAGACUCUAACUCGAGCUCCACAUCAUCAUCAGCGACAGGCAACAACACCACCACCACCACCACCACCAACAACACGGACAAGGACAACAAAAAGAAAGAGUCGUCCGAAAAGUCAGCCACCAAGCCAGCCACCACUGACAAGUCAAACAAAUCCUCCCCCACAGACCCAGCAACCGGCGGCGGCGGUGACGCGGCGGACAUCAAGACGGAAGAUAGCAGCGGCGAUGGCGAGAACAAGGACGGUGCCGAUGUCAAGGAGGGACCAGUGUCGGGAACUGGAUCCGGGGCUGGAUCUGGGGCACCGGCAAAGGAGGGAGCCUUCAGCGAGAACAACAUGCAGUCGGCGGCGGCAGCUGCUCUGGCAUCGGCAGCUGUGAAGGCCAAGCAUUUGGCAGCUUUGGAGGAGCGCAAGAUUAAGUCUCUGGUGGCUCUCCUGGUCGAGACGCAGAUGAAGAAGCUGGAGAUCAAGUUGCGGCACUUCGAGGAGCUGGAGGCCACCAUGGAGCGGGAGCGAGAAGGUCUGGAGUACCAGCGACAGCAACUGAUCACCGAGCGUCAGCAGUUUCACUUGGAGCAGCUCAAAGCUGCCGAGUUCCGGGCGCGCCAGCAGGCUCACCAUCGCCUCCAGCAGGAGCUCCAAGGCCAGGCCGCUGCCGCCGGCGGCAUGAUCUUGCAGCAGCAACAACAACAGCAGCAGCAGUUGCCGCAGGCGCAACAGCAACUGCCACCUCAACAGCAGGCCCUGCCGCCGCAUCCACACCCGCACCAGGUGCCACCACAUCCGCAUCCGCACCAGGCCCCAGUUCCACCUCAGUCGCAACCCUUGGUAGGACCAGUUCAGCACCAGCCGUUGCCGCCCCACAUAGCCGGAUCCGUGGCGCCGCCUCCCAACGGAGCUCCGUUCGCAGCGCCCCCCAUUGUGCCCGCCGGAGUUCCUCCAAGCGCAGCUGGCGCCCCGCUCCCGACCAGCGAUCCGUCUGGAGCAGUUGCCGCCGCUCCGGCCCCUCAAUCUCAGGCACCAACUCCUAUGGAUACUACCCCGCCGAGUAGUUCUCCUGCGGCAGAGACCAGUGGCGCCCCACCAGGAUCGGCGCUACCCCCGGCCGGUAGCAUUCCCCCCGCGAGCGCUCCCUCCGCCGCUGCCCCCGGAGGCCCUCCACCUUCCUAAUUUUAAAUCCUAUGCGUAAGCCAGCAAACGUUAAAGUAACUAGCUCUAAGUCGUAUGCUCUCAGUAUGUAUUAUGUAUACUCUCCACUCUAAGCCCAACCUCUUGUGUAAUCUGUGGAUUGUCCCCACCCCCAUUUUGACAUGUCCCCCCCAACCCGAUUACAUCCCACGAGUUCCAUGUGUAUUUAGUUUUGUGUCCAUCCAUCAGGCAACCAUUAUGCACAAUUAUGUGAACAAAGUUUCAACUCCGAAAACGAUGGCAUUCAAUAAAAAUUUAAUUAAACUUA
Drosophila bipectinata is the source of this 4082-nucleotide messenger RNA. It is a transcript of the gene mor, whose product is annotated as SWI/SNF- related protein mor. Gene Ontology annotation, biological process: positive regulation of DNA-templated transcription. Gene Ontology annotation, cellular component: SWI/SNF complex. The record is from RefSeq and is a predicted model, not a curated record. Lineage: Eukaryota; Metazoa; Arthropoda; Insecta; Diptera; Drosophilidae. Gene Ontology annotation, molecular function: histone binding; DNA binding.